GUUAUUCGGCGGGAGUUUCGGAAGUAGCUGCGGCGGCGCGGAACCACGAACCGAACCAACGCGGAAGAGGACCCUCUGCGGUGACGCCGAGUCUGCAGAGAAAGAUCCUAAUACCUUCCAUGGAACUGGGGGCUAAGAUAGGUUCUGUGUACUGAGUUCUUGAAGACAGCAGUCAGUGAUAAUAACCUUGCUGCUGAGGGUCUUGGAGGAGGCAAGUGAGGGCAUUUGAAGCACAAGACCCAUUAUGGGAUAGUGAAGCCCCUGUGAGACUGGAGCUGGAAUGUGAAGAACAGAUCACCUCAUUUUCCUGUUUUCCUGUUUUCAUCCAGGAUGACUUCAGUGACCAGAUCAGAAGACCAGGAACCAAUGAUGUCAGAGACUCAGGAUCAUCAAUUGCAACCAAGUCUCAAGCCUUUGGAAGCAUUGCCUCAGUCCUCUGCCUACCAGGAAAUGAUGACGCAAGGCAUUUCAAAAGAAAAAAACCACCUUGGCUCAAGUCCUGGAGAGGGGGAAGGUUGUGGUGCUGACCACCAGGAGGCACCUCAGUUGAGGUCCUUUCAUUUGUCCCCUCAAGAACAGUCUGUCCGUCAUCAAGACAGAAGGCAGUCCUGGAGACGAUCGAGCAUGAAAGGAAUAAACCGGCGGAAGUCAUUGGCUCCCUUUCACCCGGGCAUGACAGAGCUCAGCAGGUCAAUCAGCGUGAAGUUAGCACAAAGCCAGCGGCUUGGCGCCCUCCUGCUCUCCAGCUUCCAGUUCUCUGUUGAAAAACUUGAACCUUUCUUAAAGAGCACUAAGGACUUCAGCCUUGAAGAUUUCAGAGCAAAAGCAUCUUCUCUCUCUGAAGAAUUGAAACAUUUUACAGACAGGCUGGGAAAUGAUGGAACACUACAAAAAUGUUUUGUUGAAGAUUCAAAAGAAAAAGCACCAGAUUUUUCACUGGAAGCAUCAGUAGCUGAGGUGAAAGAAUAUAUAACAAAGUUUUCUUUAGAGCGCCAGGCCUGGGAUCGGCUCUUAUUGCAGUACCAGAAUGAGGUGCCACCUGAAGUGAUGCCCAGAGAAUCAACUGAAACCAAACUCACCGAAGUCAAGGUGGAUCCUGCAACGUACCUCAGGUCUUCCCAGAAGGAAGUUCUUAACACGAAGCCUGACUACCAGAGAAUAGUACAGGAUCAGAACCAAGUGUUCGCCUGUAUGGAGUUAGUGAUGGAUGAGCUACAAGGAUCCGUGAAGCAGCUGCAAGCCUUCAUGGAUGAAAGUACUCAGUACCUCCAGAAGGUGUCAGUACAGCUCAAGAAGAGAAGAAUGGAACAAUUAGAUUCUUCACCUGCUCGAAAACUGCUCAAGCUCCCCCCACAGAGCUCAUCUCCCACCCAGUGAUCAGGAUCCUGUUAGGGAUCUUACCUCACAGCAGACAGCUGGAAAGUCCCAGCACUACAGCACUUCCCUGUUUCUGAGGGACAGCAUGGAUGUAACCAGAAGAGUGUGUUAAGGACACUUUUUAUAGGAAUGUGCAAGAUGCUUAAAAUGACCUUCAGAACCAGUCUCUCCUUGCUCUAAAUAUCCUCUUGGCCAGUGCUUUUCAUCCCAUAAAACAAUCCAAAGACAUCUAGAACUAACCUUAAGGAAAUGUUUUAGGGGCCAAGGUGGGUUGUCGUCAUAAAAGACUGACGCUAAAGUGUGGAACUGAAGGUGGAUUCUAGGAUGUUGUCACAUAACAGGUGUGUGUGGACACUUUAAAGAAUGUCCAUUUUCUGAAGUGUCCUAAUGUCUGUAGAGUGCUUUAGUUUUUAAUAUUGAAUUGACUUCCUAAAAUCUAAAUUCAUGACAAGAAAGGGCUGAGAUGAUUUUUUUCCCUUUGGGAAUUUGCCCUGCCUCCCUAAGAAUUGAACCCCAGGCUUUGUGAGUGCUAGGGAGGCACUCAGGAAGCUUUAGUCUUGAGGUUUUGGUUUUUAAGUUUUAGUUACUGAAUGGCACCUGAAACAGAAUAGCCCUAUGAGCUAUAUUUUAAAAACUGUGUGUUGUCAUUUCCUAUGGCUGAGAGACAGUUACUUAACCUCUGAUCUGGAGCAUUAGAAGGAUGUUAGAAUCUAUGUUGUAAGGACACCAUAAGGAUCUGUGCUAUGAGUAAAAGCCUGGAACAGUGUUACAGUUUGAUGUUGAAGACUGAAAAAUGAGUAGACGGUAGUUAAUGAGGCGAGAAAGCUACUCUCUAGUAUGGAAUACCACUGGAGAACUCAAGCAGAUACAUAUAAAGUCUGGAUUAGAAAUAAACUUAAAAGGUAUGCCUAGUUGUUGGAGAUGGUUUUGUACACUAUGUGUCCAUGUGUCUCUGCCCUUCCUUACCUUCCUAAAGCACCUUCUGAUUGGUUAAAAUAAAAAGCCUGUGGCUUAUAGCAAAAAGCAGGAUGGUAAAGUGGGACACCCAGAAGGAGUCAAGCACAGGAGAUUUGCCACCCAAAGUGUGAUGUAUGAAACUGAGGAGAGGUAACCAGCCAUUUGGCAGACGUAGAAUAGUAUAAAUGGGCUAAUAUAAGUUAAGAGCUAGCUGGGGACCUAGCCUAAGCUAAGGCCAAAAGUAUUAUAAACAUAGAUUCUUCAGGAAAACAUCAAGUGGUGGAUGAUGCCAGUGUAGAUGGAAGACCCAGGGGUGGAUUAGGAGGGUGCAGAGGCUUCUGUAGAGGAUACAGCAGUGGUCGUGGUCUAGGCCUCGAGGGUCGUGGAGGUAAAGUUGAAGACAAGGAGUAGACCCUCAUCACCAAGCUGGGGUGCCUGGUUAAGGACUCGAAGAUCACCUUCUUGGAGAUCUACCUGUUCUCCCUGCCCAUUAAGGAGCCCAAGAUUACUAUUGUUUUUUUUCCUGGAUGCAUCCCUAAAGGAUGAAGUUCUGAAGAUCCUGCCAGUGCAGAUGCAGACUACACUGGACAACAGACCAGAAUCAAGGCUUUUGUCACUAAUGGGGACUACGGUGGUCACAUGAUGUUGGUCUUGGUGUUAGGUGCUUCAAGGAGGUAGCCACUGCCAUCUGAGGAGCCAUCAUUUUGGCCAAGCUCUUUAUUGUCCCUGUGCAGAGAGGCUACUGGGGGAACAAGGUUGGCAAGCCCCACACUGUUCCAUGCAAGGUGACAGGCUGCUGUGGCUCUAUGCUGGUGCGUCUCAUCCCUGCCUCCAGAGGCACUGGCAUUGUCUCUGCUCCUGUGCCCAAGAAGCUACUAAUGAUGACCGGUAUAGACGACUGCCCACACAUUAGCCAGAGGCUGCACUGCCACCACCCUGGGCAACUUUACCCCCGACCUCUGGAAAGAGACUGUUCACCAUGUCUCCUUAUCAGGAAUUCACUGAUCUCCUGUGAAAACCCACUCUAGAGUCUCUAUUCAGAGGACCCAGGCUCCAGCUGUGGCUACCCUACAUAAGGCUUUUUAAACAAGAAAAAUAAAGUGAAUUAAGUCUGUUAAUAAA
Molecule: messenger RNA, 3456 nt
Organism: Grammomys surdaster
Lineage: Eukaryota; Metazoa; Chordata; Mammalia; Rodentia; Muridae
Gene: Dsn1
Product: DSN1 component of MIS12 kinetochore complex
Exons: 11
Coding region: 331-1377 (348 amino acids)
Biological process (GO): mitotic sister chromatid segregation; cell division
Cellular component (GO): MIS12/MIND type complex
Source: RefSeq, a predicted model, not a curated record